Molecule: messenger RNA, 902 nt
Organism: Menidia menidia (Atlantic silverside)
Lineage: Eukaryota; Metazoa; Chordata; Actinopteri; Atheriniformes; Atherinopsidae
Source: the annotation of a GenBank genome assembly
CAUAUCCGGGUAAAUAUAGCAACGUGUUUCUCCACAGCACCAGAGCUCAAUUUGUGUGUUAGCAAGCCUUCACUAUGCCCUUAAUAGUGAUGUGUGGUUAUCCCUGUAGUGGUAAAACUCGAAGGGCAGAAGAACUGAAGGCGUUUUUUGAGGAAAACACCGGCCGGAAGGUCCAUGUUGUUGGAGACGGAGCCCUGAGGGCUGACAGAAACAGUGUUUACGCAGAUUCUCAAAAGGAAAAAAAUGUCAGAGCAUCUCUGAAAGCUGAGGUAGAAAGAAAGGUCAACAAGGAGGACAUUGUGAUUUUGGACUCCUUAAAUUACAUCAAAGGCUACCGCUAUGAACUGUUCUGUCUCAUCAAACACGCACAGACGCCACACUGCCUGGUAUACUGUUUGACAUCGCCAGAAGAGAGCUCAUCGUGGAACGUGAACAGAGAUGCUGCUGAGCAGUACAGCCAGGACAUCUUCGACGCUUUAGUUCAGAGGUUUGAAGCGCCGGACUCCAGAAACAGAUGGGACAGCCCGCUCUUCACCGUCCUGAAAGACGACGCGCUACCACUGGAAGCCGUUUCCGAUGCGCUCCUCAAGCGAAAAGCUCCCCCACCGAACCAGUCGACUCAGAGCCAACCCUUGUCUUCUGCAAACUUCUUGUAUGAAUUGGACAAAAUCACACAAGAUGUGUUAAUGGCUAUUUUUGAUGCUCAGAAGACAAGUGUUCCUGGGGAUCUUAUCUCAGUUCCAGGAGCCACAGAAAAGGUGGAGCUCAGCAGGAGCGUCAACAUGGCAGAGCUGCGCAAACUGCGCCGGCAGUUCAUCAGCUACAGCAAGAUGCAUCCAACAGACAAGACGGGCCAGAUUUCCAACAUGUUCGUCCAGUAUUUAAACAAGAGUCUUCAUUAG